GGGCAGCCAUGACAGCAAAACAAACGUACACGGAUGCAUGGAUGGGAGUGGCCGAACAAUCGGAUUGGAUAACAGGAUGCGGAGUCGAGCUGUUUUGGGGUGAGGCGGUGCGUUCAGGGGGAGCACAACUUUUCUGCGUGUGUUUGCGCAGUUACGCAGCGUUUCAUCCAGUGUGGAUAAACCGACGCACGGAGUUUGAAGUGACGCAGCGCUGUGUUGAAAUCUGCGAAAAACUUGCUGCUGCCUGCUGCUGCACGGCACGGCACGACACGGAGUCUGAUGUGUGGGUUUUUUUUUUUAACUCGCUGAUGCGGGGGGAGAAAGUUGUGGACAUGUUUUCCUGAAGUGCACGGUUUGACGGAUACAGUGUGCAACACAGUAACCACAGCGUUAACGAGCCUGUGCGCCCGGACUUUGGAUUAUGUUUUCGUUGGAUUGUAAACUCGUCUGUUCGCCAUAUUGUGCGCUGUAAAAAAAAAAAAACUCCCGAGCGAAAGUUGUCAAGAGUUAUGACAUCUGCUGCGCACAAACCCUUCAUGGAGCAUGCAUGCAGUCGACUCUGAUCGAAACCAAAGUGACUCCAUGGAGCUUGCCAUGGACAGCUCUGUGCACCACUGAUCAGGUCCUGGCACCGUAAAGAGGAUGAGAAGAAUGGACAGCAAACCUCAGAUUUGAUUCUGGAAGGAGGGUUGCAUGCUCCCCACCCUGCACUUUCCUUUGGGAUUUAUAUUUCCUCCCAAAUACCUCUGUAUACACAAUUAAACAAAGAAUUCUUCAGCCACAGGCAGUGAAAGCACACUACAGAGGCAAUAACUGGGCGGUUUGCACGCUCAGAGAUCAACAUCGAGUGCUCUGACUCCAUUUAAAUACUUUUGUGAUAUUACUAUGAGUCUUCCUCCUCAAGUUAAUACUAACAAGGGUGGCAAGCAUCGGGCUGCAGCCAUGAAAGAGCCCGUGCAUUCAGGGGAGGUUUAUUAUGGCAUGGGACCUCCGGCUUUAGAAUCAAGCCACAAUGACUCUGCUAGCAGCUCUGGUGUUUACAACCAAGAGAAAGGGCCCCAAAGUCUACCACAUUAUCAACAGGCUACUCCAGUAAAGUGGAUGCACCAGGACUCCAUACAGCCGCCCGGUUGGUCUCAGGAAGCUCCUGUGCCAGCCUGGGGGCAGAACUUUGGCACCUAUAUGAGCGGAGUGAAUGUCAGGGGUCAGAUGGCGUUCCACAAGGGAGUUCACGAGGGUGUAGCGCUGCCAAUGGGGGGUGAAAAUCAACUGCCAGGACCUGUUGAGGCUUAUAGAGAUGCCACCCAGGCUCAGGCGCAAGCUCCAGCCCAAGCAAGGGGGCUCGAGUGGGAGCAGCACGCUGCGGCAAUGCACCAGGCUCAGCUGCAGGCCUAUCAGCAUGCCCACAAAGGUGUGGAGCUCAGUCAGCCCCAUAUGCCUUCUCACUCUAUUCAGGGGCCCAUGCUGCAACCCUUUCAGGCAACUUUUCGCCCCAACAAGCAACAGUUUCCACCGGGUUAUUACUCUGUUUUCCAAGGCAACAAGGGAGUGCCGAGCCUGGCGUACGGCGAGCAGCCCAAAACUCAACAACAACUGCUCCACCAGAUGCAGCAUCAACAAAUGCACCACCAUCACCAGCAGCAGCAGCAGCAGCAGCAGCAACAACAGCAACAGCAGUUGCAUCAGCAGCACCACAUUCAAUUACAGCAGCAGCAACAACAUUUGCAGCAACAGCAGCAACAAAUCCAACAGCAUCAAAUGCAGCACCAACAACAACAACAGCAGCAACAACUGCAGCAGAUGCAGCAACAGUAUCACCAGCAGCAGCUACAAGAGCGACAGCAACAAAUCCAGCACAUGCAACAGCAGCAGUUGCAGCAACAAAAUGUGGCACAACAAGAAACGACACAACUACAAGUGCAACCAAAACAGCAACAAACCCAAAACUUUGUGACGUAUCAGUCUCCCGAGCCUUGUCCGCCCGACAUUGUGCCUAAAAAGGAAGAUGUUCAGCCAGUGGAGCCGCAGCAGAAACCAGAGGCUCCAACCAGAGAUGCAUCAUCCGUACCCGAACCGUGCCCUGAAAAGGUUGCCACAAAUCCUGCAGAGCCUUCAGACGCAACGCCGGCUGCGCCUCGGCGCUCGCGCCGCCUUUCCAGAGAGGGACAGUCCCCGCUGGGUCCCCCUUCGACAAACAUCUGGUCUCAAGCAUCUAAAGAGCCUCCAGCACCCCAGAACGGAGUAGCAGGCAGUGUGGCUGUGAGAGGAGGAGGGGAAGUGACAACAGGAGGUGUCAUCCAGAUCACCAGUAGAAGAAGGAGGGCGUCUAAGGAGUUCAACUUGGAGACUCUGGCUCAGAAGGCGUCAGAAAUGGAGCCUGCUAAAAUGGUCAAGGAGGACGGUCCUUCAGGCAGACAGGCCUCAAUGGUGCCUCUGGUCAUCCCUGUAUCUGUUCCGGUGCACAGGAUUCAACCAGAUGCUCAGGGUGGCUGGCCUCAAGGACGACUCGGCCCGGGUGAGCGGCCUACAGGACAGUCCGAACGCAAACCUUCUGUCAUCGUGGCUCGGCGGCGAUCGCUCAGAAACUCCAUAACGGAGAGUUUUAGCCAGGAUGGGGAAAGCGAUGCGACAGACGACGAUGGAAAAUCCAAAUUUAAGCGCCGACCUCGCCCAGAGCCUCUCAUCAUCCCCCCGCACAGACCAUCCACCUUCAUCCCUUCAUCCCUCUACUCCACCAUCACUUCCUACCAGAGCAACCUGCGCUCUCCGGUGCGCCUGCCAGACAACCCGCUCACCUUGCCCCCGUACACGCCUCCACCCAUCCUGUCUCCCGUGCGCGAGGGCUCGGGACUCUACUUCUCCACCUUCCUGACCAACAUUGCGAGCAACCAAAUCCUGCCACCGCCGCCGCCUACACCCAAAUCUGCAACGCGCAGUCUUUUGCGCUCCACGAGUUCAGAAAUCACUCCUCCUGUUCUGCCGCUGAUCACUGCCGCCACACCUGUUAGCCUCGAACCGCGUAUUAACAUCGGGCAGAAGUACCAGGCAGAAAUUCCCGAGUUGCAAGAUCAUCUUUCCUCCCAGUUUGACCAGCACAAAGCGGACUUGGUUUGGCUCCCUGUGGAUGAUUCCCGCCUCAAACAGGGCGAUCAGGAGAGGAUGGAGGAUUUGAUGAACAUGGCGUGUUCCAGUGUGCUCCGAGGUGGAGGAACCAACCAGGAGUUGACUUUACACUGUUUACAUGAAUGUGGAGGUGAUUUCCUUGAAACACUGGGGCGUUUGAUGCUUCAGGACCCAGCUUUCCCCAAAGGCCAUCACCUGGCAGGUUAUCACUACUCAGGCUCCGACUGCUGGACUGCAGAAGAGAAGCGCUACUUCAAUAAGGGGAUCUCUGCCUACAGGAAGGACUUCUUUAUGGUGCAGAAACUGGUGCGGACCAAGACUGUGGCUCAGUGUGUAGAGUUUUACUACACAUACAAGAAACAGGUGAAGAUCGGUCGCAAUGGGAUCUUAACCUUCGGCCCCCCAGAUUCACCUGUGGAGAAGCACACAGAGGCUGUGGUGGACGUUAAGAGUUCACAGCAGUCAAAACUGACAGAUGGCGAUGACAAGAAGGACGUUUCUCACAGCCAGAGCCUUAAGAGCAGCCAGGAGGCGAGGGUUGCCCAGUCACUACAGGCUCAUGACUAUGCAGGAACAGUGGUGAUGAUGAGAGAGCCGGACAUUGUGAAUAAGGAGGCUCACCAUCCGGCAGUAGCCCACAGGCCUCGAGCCGAGCCCGCAGCAAAGAAGAGCAAACCACCCGUGAAACCACCGCCGCAGGAUCCUGACGCAAUAUUUCCGUGCAAGAAAUGUGGCAGGGUCUUUUAUAAAGUGAAGAGUCGAAGUGCCCACAUGAAGAGUCAUGCGGAGCAGGAGAAGAAGGCUGCAGCGCUGCGUCAGAAAGAAGAAGAGGAACAGGCAGCAGCUGAAGCUCGGGCCAGAAAGGUGGCAGCGGCGGCGGCGGCAGCAGCAGUGGCGGCGGCGGCUCAUCGGGGAGGAAACGGGAACGGAGUGGCUGAACAGGCGGAGGUCAGCAGCCAUGAAGACUCAUCUGAGGCAGAGGAUGAUGACGAUGAAGACUGGCAUUGAGAGACAAAAAGCAGGAGAGAAAUCAAUAAGAAGACGAUUAAUGGAUAGACACAGGGUGGAGAUUGAAUAUCAGAGAGGGAGAGAUGUAUUAAAAAAAAAAAAAAAAAAAGAUGUACUGCCUCACAGAGAGCAGAAUAAUCUUCCUGUUAACCUUCACACUCCUUCCCUGGCUGACACUGGCUCUGUGUGACCGUGAUCUCUCAGCUGGGCAGUGACACUCCACAGUUUGACACAUUUGUAUCUUUUAAAUAUUCAGAGGAAGUUUAUUUUUUGGUAAAUGCACUUAUUCUGUACGCUUGAGCUUAUUGCCAAUAUUGCCUUUUUAUAUCCUUUAUUUAAUUGAAUAUAUGUCAAAAACAUUAUCCAUUUUCACUGCGUGGAUGGUUCAGAUAAGAUAAUCAGGAUGCCUGUUUAGCAAUUAAACAUAAAGAUCAAAGCAAUCGUUUCACUUUAUCGUAGCAGCCCUUUUAAAUAGAGUAAGAGCUUGUAUUUAAAAUCUUUUUCUUCGGAAAAUACUGCACUGAAUGUUGCAGGUUUCCAUCAGAAUUUUAGGUUGGUUAUACACUUUUUACAACUAAGGGACCUUUUUGAAAUGAAUAUGUACAAAAAAAAAGUAUAUAUGAGAUUGCCAUAUAUUUAUGAUACUGCAUUUUGCAAUGAUUUUGGUAAUAUAAAAACUAAUCACGUCAGCUGCAAUAUGACUUGUGAAUUGAAAAAAGUUUAUUAAAAAUCUCUACUGUU
This is a messenger RNA of Larimichthys crocea (large yellow croaker), 4872 nucleotides long. RefSeq names its product mitotic deacetylase associated SANT domain protein a (gene mideasa). Bases 886 to 4131 code for a protein of 1081 amino acids. The record is from RefSeq and is a predicted model, not a curated record. The transcript has 13 exons. Gene Ontology annotation, biological process: negative regulation of DNA-templated transcription; regulation of transcription by RNA polymerase II. NCBI's taxonomy places the organism in Eukaryota, Metazoa, Chordata, Actinopteri, Sciaenidae. Gene Ontology annotation, molecular function: transcription corepressor activity. Gene Ontology annotation, cellular component: transcription regulator complex; histone deacetylase complex.